GGGGACUUAACUGUGAUUUUUGCCUCAAACAAUGUUCAACUCUAAAGAAGUGUUCCAGUUGCAAUUAUGUAAGCUACUGCAAUAAAUCAUGUCAGCGAGGAGACUGGGCAAGAUGUCACAAGCAAGACUGCAAAACACUGAAGAGAAGACAUCCCAUGAUACCUCCAGACUUAGCUGAGUCAGUUCAGCUUCUAUCUCAUAUUAUCCAGAAGCAAAGACGAUCCCCUCCAUGCACUCAGGAUGAUGAGGAUUGUUUUCCAACCACCGUAGACCAGUUGGAAUCCCAUCAUGAGAAGCUGAGCGGUCAGAUACGAAGGGAUGCAUUUGAGAUAUGGCUGUCUUUGUUGAAGGAUUGCGAAGAUGGUAUCUUACCUGAGCUAAGCAGCUGGUUGAAGAUGUUUGGGGCGACUAUCUGCAAUUCCAUCUCAAUAUGUGAUAAUGAUCUGAUUGACAUUGCAGUUGGGAUAUACUUGAGAGCAUCUAUGUUGAACCAUUCCUGUGAUCCUAACUGUGCAUGGGUGUGUGAUGGGAGAAAACUUCAAAUCAUGACUGUUAAAGAUGUCAAAGAAGGAGAUGAGUGUACAAUCAGCUAUGUAGAUGCCAUGAAACCAGCUAAAGUGAGACAGGCUGAUCUGAAAGAGAGCUAUCAUUUCACCUGCAAGUGUGUGAAAUGCAUCGAAGAAAUCAAUGCAUUGGGGCCAGAUGAUGGUUUAGGUGAAGAGCUCAGAGGUCUGAAGAAAUCCUUGGAGCGAAUAAAGGAUGCAGAGAAGGCACAAGAUAUCCUUUUGUUGCAGCUGUGUGCACCCUACUUGAAGCCGAUGGACUACUCUAGCAAUAUUCCAGCCAAUCAUCAUCUCCUGUACCAGGUCAGAAAUGCGGCAUUUCUAGCAUGCAUCGACUCACAAGCAUGGCAGAAAGCUGUUGAGACUGGACAGCUGAACAUAGAGCCUAACAGAUAUCUCUAUAAAGGACCGUACAGUGCCUCUCUAGGGAUUUACCUCCUGAGAAUGACUAGAAUACUACUUGAGCUGGGGAGACUUGAAGAUGCUAAAAAAUAUCUCACAGAGACAAAGAGUGUUUUGGAGGUAACGCAUGGCCCAAAGCAUUCACUGAUGUUAGAAGUGCAAGAACUGUUCUUGUUCCUGGAAAUACUAAGACAUAAGGACAGAGCAACAGAGAGAAAGAUCGAAAUGAAACAACAAGAGACAUAAGUUUGAGAAGCUGGCAUACAAUCCAUCCGAAAUGUAGUCAUCGUAGUUUGUAAAUCUAGAAAUUUGAACACCCUGUUUCAUAAAACUUUUUGUUCAUCAACAUGUUACGAUCAUUGUGAUACUAAGCUUCUUAAAUACUUGCAUUUGAUUGACUGUGAGCAGAUUUACCAUACAUAUGUGGCAGUUGUUAUUGAUAACAAGUUUGGUAAAACAGGGCCCACUUCUAUUAAAGGAGGUGAUAUAUGGAACUCAUUACCUAGUACUUUGCAGAUUUCAACGUCUAUUUCUUUCAUUUAAACACCUUUAUAAACAAUUGCAUUUUCAUUAAUGUACUAAAUCACCAGUGACGCCAUAUGGAUGUAUAUGUGUUGUGUUUAUUUUCUACCCAUUUGAAUAAAAUUUACUUUUGUGUGCCCUAAGUAUAAUACUAGGGUGAUCACACUACCUGUACACACAGUCUGCCCCAUGCA
Molecule: messenger RNA, 1681 nt
Organism: Strongylocentrotus purpuratus (purple sea urchin)
Lineage: Eukaryota; Metazoa; Echinodermata; Echinoidea; Camarodonta; Strongylocentrotidae
Product: histone-lysine N-methyltransferase SMYD3-like
Exons: 9
Coding region: 156-1211 (351 amino acids)
Cellular component (GO): nucleus
Molecular function (GO): protein binding
Source: RefSeq, a predicted model, not a curated record